AUGGAUAGACUCCCGCAGACGAUCCUGGAGAAGAUCAUCAUUUUCAUCGCCGAUGAUGCCGACCCGAUGUCCAGGAAUGCAUAUAAGAGGGCUGUCGCACCAUACGCGACUGUGUCUUCCAAGUUCCGGUUGGCCGUCGAGCGGAUCACAUUCAGCAACCUUCUACUAACUAUCGAUAACGUCCCGACUGCUUCUGUUAUCCUCGGUCAAUUUUCCAGAUGGCUGUACGUUAGGACGGUGUUAUUUAACAUUGCUCUACCCCGGUAUGAAGGAGAAGCUGCUACUCGGUUAGAAAGUCCUGAAGAAAAGACAGAGAACUCGCUUACGUUCACCACAAACAUCACGACAUUAUUCCAACUUCUUUCAGAAUACCCUGUCCACGGUGCAUCCGCAUGUGGUAGCCUGGCAUCCUUCUCAUUACACAUCCACGUAUUUUCAGUCACAGACAAGAGUCUCAAAGGCUAUAGUGACCAGAUAUUCGAACAAGGAACCCUGAACACUGAUGUUGGUGUAGAGAUCUGGAGAUAUCACCGUUCCUUAUUACAUCUUGACGACUCUAUCAUACUUCCCUCACUCCAACAUGUUCCUAUCGACAAGAUCGAGUUUCCCACCAUAUUCUACCGAAGACACAUUGACUCUAAUAGCCUAGCUCGAAUGAUAUCAAUCAUGAACUUGAAACGACUAAAGAGUGUCUGGUGGGCAUUUGGGGACCUCGAGAAAAGGGACCUUCUUCUUAGGCGUGCACAACGUCAAGCUUUUGCCGAUGCAAUCGACUCCCUUCCCAACUUAGAUUAUUUUGAGUUAAUCAACGAGUACUUCACUCCCCAUAACCACGACUAUCAACCGCCGAUUCUCUAUCAUCCAAGGAAAGAGGUCGACCCAGUUUCCUGUGCAAUCCGGAGGCUUUGUCAAAGAACCAAGAAAUUAAUUAUCUUUGGUGUACUGGGAUCGACGGAGCUUUUCUGGCCCAAAAUACGUCCAAAUUAUGCACCAGAACCGUACUGGGAAUCGCUUGAGGAAUUACGCCUUACCUUCCAUCCUCUCACUCCUGACGGAAAGUGGCUAUUUAAACGGGAUGAAGAUGAAACUCCUCAAGAGAUCCGAUACAUAGACUUGUGUCCUGAGCCGGAUGAAAUACGCGGAGAAGAAGACGAUUCAUGGAAUCUUUGGCGAUACGCACCAAGUCAGGAUCGCAUGAAUGAAUUCUACCGGGUCCUUGGAAGAGCUCUGGUUAACAUGCCAAAGCUGCGGUACAUGAUUCUACAAUCAAUCAAUUAUCUGUCUUCGCCACCAGGGGAAGAACGUACCCAACAUCAAUUUAUCUUCGAAGUCUACGAAGAUAGGAAAGCCAAAGCUUUGUGGUACAGCAAACCGGAGUACGAGCCGAGUGACCUAGUUAAGAAGAUUUGGAUCAAAUCAGCCUAUGAGCUUGCACUAGAUCUAGAGAUAUUUGUCAUAAGCAUCCCAACCGAAGAAGAAGACGAUGGGGACUAUGAAAAUGGUGAUAGCUCUGGGGAUGGACAUGAGGAACAGACUGGUGACAAUGAUGGUAACGUCAUUACAAUCAUUGAAAUCUCCUGA
This is a messenger RNA of Annulohypoxylon truncatum, 1581 nucleotides long. RefSeq lists its product as uncharacterized. The transcript is spliced from 2 exons. The record is from RefSeq and is a predicted model, not a curated record. The coding region runs from base 1 to 1581 and encodes 526 amino acids. NCBI's taxonomy places the organism in Eukaryota, Fungi, Ascomycota, Sordariomycetes, Xylariales, Hypoxylaceae.